Molecule: messenger RNA, 1019 nt
Organism: Phyllostomus hastatus (greater spear-nosed bat)
Lineage: Eukaryota; Metazoa; Chordata; Mammalia; Chiroptera; Phyllostomidae
Gene: ARMH2
Product: armadillo like helical domain containing 2
Exons: 2
Coding region: 286-981 (231 amino acids)
Source: RefSeq, a predicted model, not a curated record
UUCUCGCCGUGAAAUUCCUUCCUUCGCACAGGAGGACAGAAGUGCUCACUUCGCUGAUACUUGGUAAAGCUACCAGGAGAAAAAAGACUGGGAGCUCCUCGAAAGUCAAAAGCAUCAUCAUGUACCCGAUUCCCCGGCCCUAACCCCCAGAACCCCUUGCUCCGCUGGCCUGCGUGGGCCUCGCUACUGCGUUGCUAGGUGACGCGCUCCGGGUUCUCAGCUAUUGUUCCUGCAGACCGGACCGGGGGGUGGAGCGCGAGCCGCGCCGGCCCGUCCGUCUGCGCAAUGGACCAGACCCAGGCGUCUCACGGGCAGUUUUUCGCUCAGAUUCGCCAGUAUUUUGCGGGGCUGUAUCAGUGCCUGCAGAACUUCUGGAACGCCAAGGUGAAGGCCUUUUUCGUGAAGAAGGAAGAGGAGGAACCUGUCCCCACAGCGGAGAGCAUUUUUCACAAAGAAAAGAUGGUGCUGCUGGGCCAGGUGCUGAGGAACAAAUCCCUGGCCGCUGAGAAAAGGGCCCAGGCCGCCUACCGCAUCGGACUGUUGGCCUUCACAGGGGGCCCGACAUCGGGGACCUUCGCGGCCGAGUACAUGAGGGACGUGGCCCUCCUGCUGCAGAAUCACCAGCUGGCCCCGAAGACCAGGAUCCUGCUGCUGCAGAGCGUGGCGUGCUGGUGCUACCUGGACCCCGCCAGCCAGCGCCAGGCCCAGUUUCUGAAGUUCAUCCCCAUCCUCACUGCGUUUUUCGACGACCCGCUGGAGUCGGCCUCCAAGAGCGAGACCAACAGCCACCUCCUGGUAAAGUUCUGGACGUGCUACGUCCUCUCUGUCAUGACGUGCAACAACGCAGCCUUCAUGGAGGAGCUGAAGGAGCACGCGGCCCUGAGGAGGCACCUGCAGAUGCUGGCCGGCGACAACUGGGGCGGGUGGCCGGAGAACUUCGCGCAGGUGCUGUAUUUCCUGGUCGGCUUCCACAGGGGCUGACCUCCCGCGCCCAGGGGUGGCCCUGCAGAACGGAAAUA